UGAGUAAUCACCAGGUUUGGAGCAAAGUCCACUAACUGGGUCGAACACAAAAUCUCCCACCAAACAUCCUACACAACAACAACGCUGUGAGGAGCGACAACAAGACAUCGACAACAAUGGACAGCACAUCUUCAUUCAUCAAAUCAGUGACCAAGCGAGUGUGGUCGCCGACCCAGAGGCCCUUCAGGGUGUGCAGUGACAACAGGGCGACCAAGAAGGGCAUCACAGCUGGGACCCUGGAGGAGCUGAAAGAACGGGUGUGCCAGGCGUUGCUGCUGUCCCUCUCUGCCAUGUCUCUGUCUCUGGUUUGUGAGGAGGACGGUACAGAGGUGGACUCUGACGAGUUCCUCAUGACGCUGCCUGACAACACAAUGCUCAUGGCCCUGGAGCCUGGACAGACAUGGAGAUCCCAGACAGGUGCAGUCGUGCCCAAAUCUCACGACCACAACAAGCCUCGGACCGGGAGAGACAUAGCACGUGUCACCUUUGACCUUUACAAGAUGAGCCCUAAGGAUAUGUUUGGCUCGCUGAGCGUGAAGGCCACGUUUCAGGGCCUGUACUCUGUGAGCGCCGACUUCCAGUGUCUGGGGCCCAAGAAAAUCCUCAGAGAAGCGCUGCGUGUGGCCUCCGCCCUCCUUCAGGCCGCCGGGCACCUGCUCAUCACGUCUGCUUCCAUGAUCCGGCGCGUCAUCGAAGGCGCUGAGUUUUGGCAGCCGCAGCGGGCGGAGUACACGGCCAGCUGGAACUGACGGAGCCAGGAAAGACCUUUUUGAGAAACAUGUGAAGUAGAAUAACACCAGGUCUGAGGCUGAGUUGAUGUCUGAAAUGUCCUUUGAAAGCUUCUCUGCACUGAUUAACUGUCUUGAGGGGUUUUGAGUUAAUACUGCAGUGACACUUUCAAACAAUGUGAUGAACAAUUGUUUCUAUUAAGCAGAACAAAACACACAAAAAUGCAAAACUUCACAAUAUGUUUUUCUCAAGUUUUCUUUAGGUAACAAGAGAAAGUUAUUUUUCUAUUUUGGUGCAGUAUAUUCUAAUAAUAUCUUGAAAUUGUGCUGUAUUGUGUAUGUGGAUUACAGGGAACAAAGCACUGGUUAUUGUUAUUAUCAUGUUAACAUCAUCUCAUUGUAAAAUAUUCAUGGAAUUAGUUUAAAAAAAGAUUAUUAACUGUGUCUGUUAAUGUUUUAACAAUCGUAAGAUGAGUUGUGUUCAAUCAAUGAAAGUGUUUUAACUUUGACAAUUAAACCUCUGCACAGCA
Paralichthys olivaceus (Japanese flounder) is the source of this 1258-nucleotide messenger RNA. RefSeq names its product cell death inducing DFFA like effector b (gene cideb). Lineage: Eukaryota; Metazoa; Chordata; Actinopteri; Pleuronectiformes; Paralichthyidae. Gene Ontology annotation, biological process: regulation of apoptotic process; apoptotic process. The record is from RefSeq and is a predicted model, not a curated record.